CUGAACCUUCCAUACCAACACACAAACGCAUUAAGGGCAAAGCCAAACUUCGCAGAGAACUUCAAAACGCAUUAUUGUGAGUUUCAGCUCGCUGACGGGAAUCUCGACGAUUGGGUCAGUAAAUGGUUGGAGCAGCAGAAAUUCUCCCGAGAUGAUCCAAGGGCUAGCAACGAGGAACUGCACCAUCUUCGGUUUAUAAGCAAUCAGCAGAAGAAGCGAAUCCAUGAGUUACUCAGAGAAAAGGCAGUACUCAGAGACCAAGCAAUCAUAUCGCGGCAGCGGACCCUCGACAGUACGGCCGAUGUGCGAGACACCGUGGUGUCCCAAAACCGUUUUCUCAACUCUGAAAUUAUUCGACUAAAUCGACAAUGCUGCGAAAUGCAGGAAGAUAUAUCACGUCUUAGUCGGGAGCUUCGAGAAGCACGAGAGGUGAUAGACCGAUCCCGGAGAGAAUACGUUUUCGCUCUUCAAUCAGCGAUCCGUAUACCAUUGCAAGAUAACAAUGCGCUUGAUGUGAUGCAUGUCAAGCUUCUCGGCGGAGAUAUGCACAAGCACAGAAUAUGCCAGUUGAUGAGCGAAGCUCGAGCCAAUCAGCCCAGUCUACCCACGUUACAAAGCCUCCUCAAUGGCGUCUACGUGGACAUAUUUGGAUUUCGACAUAAAUAUGCUGAUGAGGGACUAGCAAUACACUACAUGGCUAUGCAGCUGCAUGAAUACUACCAAAGUCGAUUGGAUACGUACUUCGAGCACAAGCGGAAGUGGAAGGAGUUUCUGGCAGCGAAUGAAACAAUUCCAAUCACACGUGAAACUCGUGCCCUAGUUCGUGGAGGGAUACCGAGCUCUCUUCGUGCCACUGUCUGGAGAUUCCUAAUACAUCAAAGGGUCGCUGAUAAGAAGGAACUGUAUGGAAGGCACUACUUCAGAAAUCUAUGUAGCCUACAAGGAGGAGAACGUGACAACAUGGUAAGGCAACCAGACAAAUCGGUGACAUCAUACCACCAACAAUACUUUGUCACGGGGUUGCGAACAAUUUUCCCAUCCAGUUUUGCCGGUUUUUGGUUCUGUCUCCGCUGCUGCGGAAAUUUAGCCAUUGUAUUGAGAACUACGUUUUGUCCUGUUAUAUUUCAGUUCUGCGCCAGUCAUCAGAAACAAAUCAAUCUGGAUCUUCUGCGGACAAUGCCUAAUAACGUCCACUUUAUGUCUGCUAACUGCAAAGGGGUGUCUCAACUUCAACAGGUAUUACGUGCUUUUUGUUUACACAACACCUCGCUUGGUUACUGUCAGGGAAUGAAUUUUCUGGCAUCAACUGCAUUGCUAUUCACUGGACCCGAGGACGCAUUCUGGUUCCUCGUCGCUAUGACAGAAAACUUCCACGACAAAAGCUAUUUCGAUGACAAUCUUGCUGGAGCGCAAGCAGAUCAGGAAGUCCUGAAAGAGCUGCUGGAAACACACUUCCCUCUCAUAGCUGCACAUUUGAACUCUUUGGAUAUUGAUCUGGCGACUAUUACACUGAACUGGUUCUUGGCACUAUUCUUCGAUGCUGUUCCAUUUAACGUGAGGAAUUUCUUGUAUAAACGAAUUAAACGGUAA
Molecule: messenger RNA, 1590 nt
Organism: Cooperia oncophora
Lineage: Eukaryota; Metazoa; Nematoda; Chromadorea; Rhabditida; Trichostrongylidae
Source: the annotation of a GenBank genome assembly